This is a messenger RNA of Durusdinium trenchii, 1317 nucleotides long. NCBI's taxonomy places the organism in Eukaryota, Dinophyceae, Suessiales, Symbiodiniaceae. The record is from the annotation of a GenBank genome assembly.
AUGGAAACAGCAGGCAUGGGCAGCUUCAAGGUGGAGCUCUUCUUGGAUCAGAUGCCUUUGACGGCCUCCAACUGGAUCGACUUGGCCAAAACAGGCUUUUAUGACGAUGGUAUCCACUUCCACCGGGUGAUCCCCAACUUCAUGUGCCAAUUCGGGUGCCCCUACGCCAAAGACCCCAAGAGCCCUCGUGCGGGCACCGGCGGCCCCACCGCCGGAGAGUUUGAAGUCUUGGGAACGGAUCAAAAGGCCUACAGGGAUAGCGGCGGGAACAUCGAGGACGAGUUCACCACCAAACUGGGAAACGAGCCAGGUACGCUGUCCAUGGCCAACACGGGACAACCCAACUCGGGUGGCUCGCAAUUCUUCAUCAACGUGAACAACAACAGCUUCCUGAACUGGUUCGAUCGCUCCACUCCUUCGGCCCAUCCAGUCUUUGGCAAGGUGGUGGAAGGCUACGACCUGAUCGAAAAGAUCUCCCAAGUGCCCACGGACAGUGGUGACAAUCCCAACGAGCCUGUGAAGAUGAUCAAGAUCACGAUCGAUGGUGCCUUCUACCAUUGGAUUAUCCAUGCAUGCCAGACCAAGCUCCACAACCCCGAGGCCGCGCGUUGGUUUGCAGCUCGAAUGGAAAAGUCCGGGCUGAAAGCCAAUGUCGUCACGUUCAACUGUAUGAUUGGCUCCUGCUUCAAGAAUGGCGACUUGGACCUUGCACGCUCUUGGUGGGAUGUCAUGGUUGCCAGUGGCAUCAAACCCAACCGCGUGACCUACAACAUCCUGAUCAGUUCGUGUGCCAAGAUGCGCGAUGCCGCUGGCGCCGAGAAGUGGAUGUUGCAAAUGAUCGAGCAAGGAUUCGCAAGAGGCACCUUGGAGCAGUUGGGCGAAACCUCGCCCAGAGGUGUAGCGACGUCGAAGCGAUCGAUCGAUGCGUGGGAGGACUAUCGUGUGAGCACUCAAAAGGGCAGCCUGACAUGUCUGGGCACCGGGCAGCCUGAGACUUUUUGGGCACUGGGUUGGGCACCAGUUGCAGAUGCUUUGUGCACUGAGGCAGCGGAUUCGGUGGUUUACAACAGCAUGAUCAACGCGUGUGCCAAGGCCGGCGACAUCGAGCGGGCUGACCACUGGCUGGAACACAUGUUGCAGGCUGGCGUCAAACCAGACGACAAGACCUACAACAGCGGGGGUGCAGAGUCAUCGGCUGUGGUUUUGAUGUUCCAGACGGGGUUUAGCUGUUGGCAUUGCUUGUCCUUGUCCUUCCCUUUGGCUGGACGGGUUCGCGGAAGGUCUGAUGCAUGCUUGUGGCCGCAACGGAAAUCCUGA